This is a messenger RNA of Pseudogymnoascus verrucosus, 548 nucleotides long. RefSeq lists its product as uncharacterized. The record is from RefSeq and is a predicted model, not a curated record. NCBI's taxonomy places the organism in Eukaryota, Fungi, Ascomycota, Leotiomycetes, Thelebolales, Thelebolaceae. Bases 22 to 417 code for a protein of 131 amino acids. The transcript has a single exon.
UGGCGUUUCUGACUGACAGGAAUGUCCUGCCAAGACGACGAAUCCAUGCAUUUUCAUAUCUUUUGGACCCCAAUCCUCGGCUUGACUCGAGUUAUAGAUCCGGUCGUCGUCUUCUUCCACAGGCCAUCAUCCCUCGGGUAUGGGUAUGGGGUAUACGAUAUACGAUCGCAUAGAAUUCCCUCACCGCAUCACCGUGCUGUAUCACAAGUCGCCGAGCCCAUCACAUACAGUAACUCACAAGCUUUUCCCGCGCUUUUUCACCGCAAGCCAUCGCAAGCCACCCCGCUCAGACGACACGUCGUGGCUGUCAUACGUAAGUAUACGAUAUACGACAGCCCUCAACCCUCUUUCCCAGCCUCCUCGACAUGUCAAACCCACAAUAGCGCCCCCAGAAGCUAUGGGCAGCUCCCACACUAACCCCCCUUCCCCCUAGGCUCAGCGCCAGCUCGGAUGUUUAUCUUGCUCGCUUAGUCGGAUUCUGCUGUCAAAGGAAUAUCAGGCGCGUGAUGGACGGGGGAUGAUGCCGAGUUGGGAAGAUGGAAGCGGGU